Messenger RNA from Ilex paraguariensis (yerba mate), 312 nucleotides. NCBI's taxonomy places the organism in Eukaryota, Viridiplantae, Streptophyta, Magnoliopsida, Aquifoliales, Aquifoliaceae. The record is from the annotation of a GenBank genome assembly.
AUGGCUAUUCAGUUCAUCAAGCCCAUGAUGAUCUCUCUUAAACUCACUGUUAUUCUAGGGCUGUGUGCACUUCUGGCCAUGGCUGAGCUUCAACGGUUCGAACACCAGCCCAAAGCCGAUGGGUCGCUUACCGUUCUGGUCGUUGGAGACUGGGGAAGAAAAGGAUCCUACAACCAGUCUGAAGUUGCAGUCCAGGUGCUAGCUUUGCCUUUCAAUCAGGACAUGACAACAAAAGGAAUUAUUGUGGGAUUAGAACAUUUUGUUGCACAGGGAGGGUAUAAUUCCACAUUAGAUUCUAUAUUCUCUGAAUAA